Molecule: messenger RNA, 526 nt
Organism: Exaiptasia diaphana
Lineage: Eukaryota; Metazoa; Cnidaria; Anthozoa; Actiniaria; Aiptasiidae
Product: 28S ribosomal protein S6, mitochondrial
Exons: 4
Coding region: 65-526 (153 amino acids)
Biological process (GO): translation
Cellular component (GO): ribosome; mitochondrial small ribosomal subunit
Molecular function (GO): structural constituent of ribosome; small ribosomal subunit rRNA binding
Source: RefSeq, a predicted model, not a curated record
UUCUUCACAUGUGUUUAUAGUUCUGCAAGAAUUGUUGAUUUGAUUGCUUAUUUUACGCCAAAUUAUGCCACGAUAUGAACUAAUACUGAUUUCAAGAAUAUUAGGCAGGGAAGGGUUUGCUCACCUUUUGCGUCAAACAUGUACGAGUAUUAUGGACAAAGGUGGCGUUGUACGUAAACUAGAGAAUCUAGGACAGCAAAGAUUACCACAGCGAAUGAGAGCUCAUGCAGAAUGGCAUCAUAUUGGCAGAUAUUUCUUAUUUGACUUCGAACUGAGUACCCACCAACUUCCACAAUUUGAAAAAGAGUUGAAAACAGACCCAGAAGUUAUUCAAAAUGGAAUAGUCAAGAUACAAAGCAGAUUUGACUCAAAGAAAUAUGAACAUCCAAUUCUUGAAUGUUGGAAGAAGGGUCCCCCAGACCGAACAGCCCGAACAAGCUUCAUGGCCUUUAGCAGCUUCAAGAAAGACACUUGUGGGAUUAUGUCUCAAGUGACCAAAUGGCAGCCCGCCUUAGUAGAAUUUUAA